AUGAUAGGUGCUGAAAGUCAAUGCGAAAAUUCUCGUCGUAUUAUUGAAAAAACAACUACUGUGAAAAAUAAAACGAAUAAGAAUAAAGCAAAGACUAUUGACGAAGCUGAGAGUGAAACUGAUGAUAUGAAUAAUGUUGAAGCGAAUGAUGACGGUGAAUCAGAUGAAGAUAUAAAAUCAAUCGAUGCUGAAGAAGUUUCUUCUGGCGAUGAAACUCGUCCGACUGAUCAAACGACAAUAGAUUAUUUAAUUGAUAUUGGGAAAAUUCUAAGUGGAGAAGCAAAUUUAGAUCCUGAUGAAAAAAGUGAAAUUCUAUUAAAUAUCACAACAACACUCGACUUGACCGAAAAACAAUUAGAAACCUGUAAAGGAAAAAACAUCAGAAUAACUGUUCGUCAAAUUAUGAAAAUGUUACACCCUGAUCCACCAAAUGACUUCAAAUUUGCUGAAGUUGAUCGUAAUCAUGUUGCUGCCGUUCGAGAAUAUGCACGUUUAGCUCAUCCUCGUGAAGAGAAACUGUACACUGAUGGUGAUCUUAAUCAUGCGAUGGGAAAUUUAUUUGCAGUUAAAACGCACAAACAAAAUUUGAAGCUUUCUAAUACUGAAUAG
Messenger RNA from Rotaria socialis, 609 nucleotides. The record is from the annotation of a GenBank genome assembly. NCBI's taxonomy places the organism in Eukaryota, Metazoa, Rotifera, Eurotatoria, Philodinida, Philodinidae.